AUGAGACGUCGUUGGGCCCUGCAAAGCCAAGAUCGCACUACCACUGCACCUUCCACUCCAAUCGAAGUGGAAUCUCAGCCAGCAUCUCCUCCCAGGAGCAUAGCCGAUGACUUCGAGGCACAUCUUGCCGCACUGGCCGCAGAACCCGCACCGCCUUGUUCCGACUUCAUAGAAGACCCUGCACCUAUACAGCCUUCCAUUGCUCAGGUUUUCCAACGGCAACGCCUGCUGCAGGCACACCCUAAGAAUCCGCCCAAGGCCAAGCAUAGCCAUGGCGACCUGCCGACAGUUGCUGACUUGAUAGUGGGCCCAGCCACAGCCCGGGCAACGCCCAGGCGCAACACAUUUUACCCGCCCGUCCCGCAGGCGGAUAGAGCAUUGCACCUAGCACCGCCGCCAAAAAGAUAUAGGCCCGAGCCGACACUGCAGCUUGGCGGCCUGCCGCCACCGCCCCCUCCAUCGCUGCCGCGCAGCCUUGCAGACUCCCAUGCUACGCAAAUCAUCCCGCACGGCACUUCUCCGAAUUCGCCAGCCACGCCACGACCGCCUCCGGCAUCUCAGUCUCCUCUUGCGCCUCCCAAGCAACGCCCGGUCAAAUUCAGGACCAUGCGCAGCUCCCUGGCUUCGCGAAUGAACAUAUGUGGUACACUUUGGCUGCAGCUUGUGUACAAGCUCGGUAAGGCCUUUGCAUCCAGGCACGAAGAAAUGCACGCCGCAUCGCAACACCAUCCGGCACCUACACAGCUGGACCCACCAUCGCAACUGGCUACGCAAAGCUCGCCCGACAUCAUUGAGCAAUUCUCGCCAGCAUCGCCAGACCCCAUCGCACCCUUCUCCGAUGAAGAAGCUUGGAUGGUGGAAAACGCGGCAUUGCAACGCCAAAGCUCUGAAUCCUCCAGCGAGGCAUCGUCAGUGUCCUCCAAAGAACCCUUGCAGAUAGAUGUGGAAGGACCAACACCGCUCUUUGCAUGCACAGGCCCUUGGGGCUGCUGGCACUCGCUAUGCCCCCCUGACGAAUCCGGCGUGCUGCGCACAGCAUGUGGGAUCAAGCUAGGCACAGCUGCCUUCACCUCCAACGCACCGCCACAACCUCAUUGCCGUCGCUCGGCCUGCGUCGCACUCCGCAAUGGCGCUUGA
This is a messenger RNA of Symbiodinium sp. CCMP2592, 1137 nucleotides long. NCBI's taxonomy places the organism in Eukaryota, Dinophyceae, Suessiales, Symbiodiniaceae. The record is from the annotation of a GenBank genome assembly.